GGUCUCCAAAACCAUCUCGUGUCGGUGACUCCAUUCGGCAAGUGAAGUGGACGAGGCCAGAGAAUGGAGAGGGCAAUUCAGAGCAAUUCCAAAGGGACGGUGGUGGGGCCCGACGAAAUCUCUGGAGCGUUCGCCGGUUCCUUCCGUGCCCGAGGCCCUGUCGUGCAUUUGAAGACUCGGCUCGACAGCAUGAAAUGAAGCUCGAUCUGUCGGCUCACAGUGGUUACAGUUUGCAGUGUGCGUCCCGUGAGCAGCAGAGGUGAGCAGGUAGAGGAGUUGAAGAAGGAUCUGGUUCUCGUCCUUAGAAGUUGGUGUACAUAAAGCUCGUCGAUUUGUAGUGUAGUCGUAGUGUAGGUGGCGCAAAGUCUGUGCCUGUGCAGGAGAAGCUCUUAAUUGAGCCGAGUGUGAAGAUCGCGUGUUGAAGAAGUGGUUGAGGUUGGAAAGACCUUGUGGGUACUCCUUUGGGGUUAGUAUUAGAUAUUUUCGUUGUUAGAGGAGGCAUCGGUGGUGAUGGCGGAUCCGAAGGAUGAUUUUCACUUCACUGUGUCCUACCGGAGUAAGAGCUUUCAGCUCACGUUUCCGGCAGGCUCCACCGUUCAGCAGCUUGGAAUGAAGCUUGUGGAGCUUACUGGAGUGGCUCCGCAUACUCUGAAACUCAUGUUGCCGAAACGACCCGUUCUGCAGCCCAUGUCGGCUCAGCACAAGUCCAUCCUUCUCCAUCAAUCCGGCAUUACCGAGGGAUUGAUGGUCAGGAUGAUGGGGUCUUCCACAGCUGAAGUUGCAUCAGUGUCGCAUGACUCUGGAAAGGACAGAGUGAGAGGUUUUGAUCAGGAAGAAGAGCUGGCGAGACAGCGUUCAUCUUAUGAUUCCAGCUCCAACCCUUUGCCUAAAGGCAAUUACAUAUUCUGUGAAUUUCGUACUCUAACACUGCCCGGCAUUGAGCUGACGCCUCCACCAUCAAUGGCGCUGAAAAUCAUGCACACACUUGCCAGUGACCGCGGAAUCACGGCUAUCAUGAACAAGUAUCGCUGGCGAGUGGGAGUGAUGACUGAGAUGGCUCCAGUCGGCUACGUCGGUGUCAGUCCGAAGUGUAUUUUGGGUUUUAACAAGAAUCGCGGGCAAGAAAUUUCAUUGCGGCUCAGGACAGAUGAUUUGAAAGGAUUUCGAAAGUACGAAUCUAUCAAGAAGACCCUGCUUCAUGAACUGGCACAUAUGGUUCACGACGAACACGAUGAGAAAUUUCUUGCACUUGACUCGAAGCUAAACCGAGAAGCUAUUACGCUGGACUGGACGAAGUCACGAGGUCAGACCUGGAGUGGAGUAAAGUUCGAAGAAGAGGAUGCAGUAGAUGGAGGUGGUGUACAUAAAACCGGAGGUCGCAGACUUGGAGGAAGUGUGGAGCAGGCUCGCUACAUGGAUCCAAGAGCAGCGGCCGCUGCUGCAGCUUUACGCAGAUUUGCUGACAACGUUACUACUGGUACUGCGGUGGGCGGAAGCAGCCGUCUAACAAGUUCGAAAGAGCCACUUGUGUCUGAAGUGCAGCCAGUCAGACAUGAACCAGAUCCUGAUGAUAUGGAUGGCGAAUUAGUGGUAGUUAUCGGUGAGGGAAGUUUGGCGAAACGAGAGCCAGUCCCCGAUCUUAUGGAGAUUAUACCCGAACACCCAGCGAGAACUGAACCUGAACCUGAUGAUGAUACAGAUAUUCCCCGAAACAGUGCAAAGCCCGACCCAGAUGAUGAGGUCGAGAUGGUGCCAAGAGGUGACGAACCUGAUCCAGAUGACGAUGAUGAGAUGGCUGCCAAGGGAGGUGAACCACAUGCUCUCCACCAAGACGGAAAGGUCGCAAGGUCUGCCGAGCCAGACCCAGAUGGCGAUGAUGAAUUGAUGUCUGAAGGGGCUGAGCCAGAUCCCGAUGACAGGGUGGAAAAGUUGAUGGGUGCUGCGGAGCCAGAUCCAGAUUACCACGUAGAAAAACUUUCGAGACCUAAUGAGCCUGAUGGAGAUCGAAAGGAGAAGUUGGUGAGGUCUGCUGAACCAGAUCCAGAUGACCGUAGUGAGAGGCUAGCAAAAGAGGAUGAACCUGACCCAGACGACGAUGAUGAGAUGAUGACCAAGGGAGCUGAGCCUGACCCCGAUGACCAUGAGGAGAAACUGGUGAGGGCUGCUGAACCAGAUCCAGACGAUCAAAUUGAAAACUCACCACGUCGUGCCAAGCCAGUUCCUAACGAGUCAGAUCGGACCUCUUGUAAGCGUGCAGCAGGCGAAGCUUGUUCGCCUAGUGUAAAUAGGGACUAUAAACAGUCAUGCUCUUUCUAGCAGCUUUCCUCUAUGUAACCAUAGUAGUGCCCGAUGUAGUAUAAAUCGGAGUUCCGCUUGAACUUGUAUAUACCAAGUUUAGUUUUUCUUUAUCAAGAGAAGUGUCCUAUUCCACUCUGUUUACAGCGGCCUGAUUUUUUGAUCGGUGUGGAGCUAGCAAUGCUUUUAUUUUGAUAUUUUUAAGUCUUUCAAGCCUCAGGUUGACGAUGAGAAGUUGACUAUGGAGUCAAAAUCUUCAGUUAGCACUCCCCACAUUGGAGAUGAUGUCAACUCGUAAUUCAUUUAGAGUGCUAAGAACACUCAACUUCUUGGCAAUCCAGCACUCAAGCUGGAUUGUCAAGAAGGUUUAUGGAGGCAUUGAUUCAUGCAUUCUCCACCUGUGUUCUUUACAGCCAGACUAGUAAUACAUGUAAAGUUCUUAGCACAAAUUCCAGCAUGAUGUCAACAUCUUUUAGACCAGUAAUAUACACAAAGUCC
Marchantia polymorpha subsp. ruderalis is the source of this 2793-nucleotide messenger RNA. Lineage: Eukaryota; Viridiplantae; Streptophyta; Marchantiopsida; Marchantiales; Marchantiaceae. The record is from the annotation of a GenBank genome assembly.